Molecule: messenger RNA, 1212 nt
Organism: Loxodonta africana (African savanna elephant)
Lineage: Eukaryota; Metazoa; Chordata; Mammalia; Proboscidea; Elephantidae
Product: proline-rich protein 2-like
Exons: 4
Coding region: 1-1212 (403 amino acids)
Source: RefSeq, a predicted model, not a curated record
AUGGAGAAGAGAGUGAACCUGGGCCCUUCAGCCCACUCAGAGCGCCCAACUGCGGGGAACCGGGGCCUUUCAGCCCACUCAGAGCACCCAGCUGCGGGGAACGUGGGCCCUUCAGCCCACUCAGAGCGCCCAACUGCGGUGAACCUGGGCCCUUCAGCCCACUCAGAGCGCCCAGCUUCGGGGAACGUGGGCCCUUCAGCCCACUCAGAGCGCCCAGCUGCGGGGAACGUGGGCCCUUCAGCCCACUCAGAGCGCCCAGCUGCGGGGAACCGGGGCCCUUCAGCCCACUCAGAGCGCCCACCUGCGGGGAACCUGGGCCCUUCAGCCCACUCAGAGCGCCCAACUGCGGGGAACGUGGGCCCUGCAGCCCACUCAGAGCGCCCAGCUGCGGGGAACCGGGGCCCUUCAGCCCACUCAGAGCACCCAGCUGCGGGGAACGUGGGCCCUGCAGCCCACUCAGAGCGCCCAACUGCGGGGAACGUGGGCCCUGCAGCCCACUCAGAGCGCCCAGCUGCGGGGAACGUGGGCCCUUCAGCCCACUCAGAGCGCCCAACUGAGGGGAAUCUGGGCCCUGCAGCCCACUCAGAGCGCCCACCUGCGGGGAACCUGGGCCCUUCAGCCCACUCAGAGCGCCCAACUGCGGUGAACAUGGGCCCUUCAGCCCACUCAGAGCGCCCAACUGCGGUGAACAUGGGCCCUUCAGCCCACUCAAAGCGCCCAACUGAGGGGAAUCUGGGCCCUGCAGCCCACUCAGAGCGCCCACCUGCGGGGAACCUGGGCCCUUCAGCCCACUCAGAGCGCCCACGUCGAGCGGCCAGAGAAGCUUCUCCGGGCGGCACUCGGGCUCGGUCUCCGGGUCACGCCGCCCCCACCCCGCCCGCACCAGGGAAGAGGGUCUGCGUCCACCUCAGAAUCGGGGAUCCCGGGGUGGUGGAGGGGCGUGUGAACCCCCGCCCGCCCCGCCAGGCCCAUCCCGCUCACCCCGCCCCGCCCCGCCCAUCCCGCUCGCCGCGACCCGGCGAACGCGCCAGACCCUCCGACCAGGCUCUGGCCCGCCCCGGCCCUGUCGGUCAGCGGCCGCGAGAGCCAAUCCGCUCGCACGGGAGGCCCAGCGGCAGUCACGUGGCCACAGCAGCCAAUCACAAAAUAGCCCUCGGCCGCCAGCUCCCAAGUCCCUGGGGGCUCAGCUGCUACAGUGCAGAGAGGGUGUGA